Molecule: messenger RNA, 4926 nt
Organism: Hippocampus zosterae (dwarf seahorse)
Lineage: Eukaryota; Metazoa; Chordata; Actinopteri; Syngnathiformes; Syngnathidae
Gene: efnb1
Product: ephrin-B1
Exons: 5
Coding region: 798-1796 (332 amino acids)
Biological process (GO): ephrin receptor signaling pathway; axon guidance
Cellular component (GO): plasma membrane
Molecular function (GO): ephrin receptor binding
Source: RefSeq, a predicted model, not a curated record
UUCAGCUCUGGUUACAGUCGGGCUGGAGCCGACGGACGGAGAGAGGUCGAUUUGGACGCGGCGAAACAAAUGCACCGGCAUGCAAGGAAGCGGCUGGAUUGUGAAUCACGGAGCGAGCUGACUGCAUCUUGCUGUUUUGUUUUGUCUACCCGCAAAGGCGAAUGAACAAGAGCUUUUUUGUUUUUUGCUAUUUUGGGGCCAACGAGCGUGUCCGAGUCGGAGCAUAUACCCGGCGGGAACGCACGCGGAGCAGCCCCUGGAGACCGGAGGGAUAUUUACAAUAGAAACUCACUUCAUUCCCCAUAAGAAUAGCGGGGAUUGAAAAGGCACCCUGGAAUGUCUCAGAGCUUUUGGAACCCCCAACCGGACUUGUGACUGAUGGAUGGAUGUGGAGGCAGCGACAGGUACCAGUAGACAGACAGAGAGCGAAAAUUGACAAAGCUGUCCGACUGUGCGCCUCCAUUCUUUAAAAGCUGACAUUUCUUAUAGUUCGGUUCAGUUGACCUGAAGGUCGCCGCCGCCUGUGCGUCAUCCACAGGCCUUCCAGGACACUUGUCAUCCACCGAAAGCGAGGGUUCAGUCAAGGACGCUGGGCCCGGACUAGAGCUCACGAAGUUGGCCACAAGGACAUGAAUGUGAUAGCAAGCUCACAUGCUCCCGACUGACCGACGCUUAUCUUCCCACCAGCCCACACUCUCAUAAAGACUGUACGACUAGGUGCUGCCGUUCAGGACUUGCUGUCCCGGCCGCCUCGGCUCCCACUGUGUGUGCGUGUGUGUGCGUGUACAUUUAUCAGCAUGGCAGUACUGGCUUGUUGGAAGUAUUACCUUUGGAUCUUUAUCUUGACGUGCAGAACGGUCCUACUUUCAGCCAAAACACUGGAGACGAUCAUUUGGAGCUCACAAAAUCCCAAAUUUGUUGCUGGCAAAGGCCUGAUUAUCUACCCAGACAUCGGUGACAAGCUGGAUAUCAUCUGUCCCAGAGCGGACCAAGGCCGAGAGUAUGAGUUCUACAAGCUGUACUUGGUAAAGAGGGAGCAGGCGGAGAGCUGCAGCACGGUCCUUGAUCCAAAUGUCCUGGUCAAUUGCAACAAGCCGGAGAAGGACAUCAAGUUUACCAUCAAAUUCCAGGAGUUCAGCCCCAACUACAUGGGCCUGGAAUUCAAAAGGAACGUCAACUACUACAUCACGUCAACUUCCAAUGGCACAGUGGAGGGCCUGGAGAACCGUGAGGAAGGCGUUUGCAAGAGCCGAGCCAUGAAAGUCAUCAUGAAAGUCGGACAAGUUCCGAAUGCAGUCAACCCUGCCGUGCCAGAGGAUCCGCAAGAUAACGCCAUACCGGAGUCCAGUCCAAAUCCUCCAGACAAGGAUCGAUUGGGACCUGAGAUGCCUGGAAACCCUGACACCAUGAACCAGGACCAGUCCGGUUCCUCCGCAAACUCGGACGGCAUCCUGGGCUCCAAAGUGGCCGUGUUCUCGGCCAUCGGAGCGGGAUGUAUCAUCUUCCUGUUGCUCAUCCUGCUCCUGGUCAUUCUGCUCAUCAAGAUGCGCAAACGGUCCAGGAAAAACACGCACUCGCAGCCCCGCCCCUCCGCACUGUCACUCAGCACGUUGUCCAAUCCCAAGAUGCCCGGGGGCACUGCUGGCACGGAGCCCAGUGACAUCAUCAUUCCGCUGCGGACAGAGAACAACUACUGCCCUCACUAUGAGAAAGUGAGCGGCGACUACGGGCACCCGGUCUACAUCGUUCAGGAGAUGCCCCCUCAGAGCCCCGCCAACAUCUAUUACAAAGUCUGACCCGAAGCAGCAGCAGCAGCAGCCCAGAGGAGAUUUUAAUUUCUGUUCUUGGAAGAGCACCGCUUUAUGUUUUGGUGACUUGAUCGUUACUUCAAGCCCGUGUUAUAUCUACCACCUGCUGCACAAAUCUGGAGAGAUGCGCACUGACCCGUAUCCGGUGAUCAGACUGACGAGGGAGAGACUUCUUCUGUGGGUUGUUAUUCUUUGGCUUGUUUGGAAAUCCCCACCCUUCCUUCGUCCUCCCUUCACCGCCCACCUGGUACGUCUCCCCGCUGUGCUCCGUUGAGGAGUGACCGGAGGGGGGGGGGGGGGGGGUUCGGGGGUCGAGGGUGGCUCGAGCGAAUCAAAAAAUGGAACUUUCUGGUUUGCCGUCCCCUUUAAUGGACCGGAUGAAAUCCUAACUGGCUCCCUGACGCUACAACACAUAAACCUUUGCACACUAGCCAGGAAGCGGCAGUUUGUGUUGCGUGUCUGCGCGUGCACCUGUCUGUCAGAGGGGGGGGCUCCAUGCCGGGCCGGGAAACUCUCCAGAUAGCUCAGGUAUCGGACACAGUGUGCGACAUAUUGUGUUCCUGUCCCUUCGUACCUCGGAUAUUUGCCUUACUAUUUUUGAUGGAGGACUUCCCCGAUUCAGUUCACAAAGCAGUUGUAUUUUGUUAGACUUUUCCUACGAGUGCACAAUGUAUAGAGUUGAAUAGAUGAUCAUGAUUAUUACUCAUCGCACCAUUCAUGUCAUCCACUCCAAUAGACACCCGAACUGUUGGCAUCAAGGUGUGUGUCUUCUUUUCCCCGUAAUAAUCCCCUAAUAUGAUCUUUGCCAUGACUCGGGUAUUUAUGACCUACCCGUGUGUAUUUUAGGCUUUGUCCCGUAUGUGUAUGCGUGCGCAUGUGUGUAUGUGUGUGCGUGUGUUUGGGCAAGUCUAGACCUUGCACCUUGAAGGACCUAUUGGAAGCGUAAAAAAAACAAGACACCAAAUUCCUCCAGCAUUCCACUUGGAUCUGCUUGAAGAUAUUAAUUCUGAGGAGCAUGGAGGAUUUUUUUUUCUUUUCUUUUUUAGGCAACAGACAUGUUGCAAUGUGUUUGCUCUAGUUUGUGGUGCAACAGUGCAAGUAAGCAGUUUGGGGCUAAAAGGAGGUUGGCCUACAUAGUUAAGUUAUCCGAUAUAAGUUGAAUGGCUAACCACAGAUGGGAUCCGCUGUCGUCCGCUGCCAAUUGGCUGCCUUCUGUAGAUGAGUCAGUGGAGUUCACGCUAAAAUGUGCCGUUUCCAUGCCCACGUUCACCAGCCGGGGAGGAGAAAAAGUCCUCGUGAGUUAGUUGGCUUUAAUGUGAGAGGAGGACGGAAAGCUGAAGUGGUUUUCUUUCGCCAGGCUCACACCGGUUCUGGUGUGAAUUGGGGUAGGGGUUGUACAUAAAAUUCCACGAUGAAAGCGUCGAGACUGCGAGGAUACCGCAGCUCACUUAUCACCGGGAGCCCGCGUUUGUGCGCAACGCAGCUGGAGCGCACAUGUCGCCAUGAGAGCUAAUUGCUUAGAUUUGCAGAUUGCGGGCGUGAGUUUGUGAACGCUUUUGUAGUUUGUAGCGGGACCUGUUUUGGGACAGGAAAUAGGUGCUUCGCGCCGCCAAAGUUAAGGAGCGGUGUCACGUAAUGAUGUGCGAGGGGAGAGAACAGCCAUUCCUCAGCAUGCAAGCUGACACGCACGUGCGCACACAGACACAUUGAGACUGACGGGUCCAGGUGAUCUCCAGGUCAGACUGCCGCUCGGUGUUUACUCACCCGGUAGAGGCACCUAUCAUCUGCAGCCACAUCCACGGACGUUAGCUGCUGAGUUAAAAGGCAGGCCUGCUCGACGAGCUCGGGAAAGACUCUAGCGUGUCGUUAACCUCGGAGUUAACAACCUAAACAGCUGGCCGGGCUUUUGUGGUCCUGCGUUUUAACUCAGCAUGCAGGCCUCGGUGUUCCUCUGCGAAAAACAUCCACAUCAAAUAUUUUGCUUUUGGAUCAGCGUGCCCCCCACCCCCCCUCACCUUCACCAGCCAAGGGAGUCAUUACCACAUCACCGCAGACCAUAUUUCAUUUUCAUCCAUUCUUGUGACCACUUAAUGUUAUUCAAAUUGGGGCGGAAGCAUUCAAAGAGAAAUGUAAAUAUAUGCCUGGAGCCCAAUGCAAAGAAAUAAUUUCACCUGAACACUGCUUAAAAAGUCAAAGAAAAACACAAAUUAGAAUUUUUGUAAUGGAGGGUAUUUGUAAAUAGCUGUCUUUCUAAAUUGUGUUUUGUAGAACUCCUUCUGGUCUCGGUUUGCAAGAUGUCUCCUUUCGUUUCUUUUCCAAACAUAUUGUCGCAACGGGGGUGUCUUCUUUUGCAGUGUCCAGUGUUGUCUUUGUUCCCACAAGUGUUGCAAAAACUGCGGUUCUGCGUUUUUGACUGGGCCGUUCAACGUGCUUCUUGUUGUCUGUGACACUGAGCGUCUUUGAAAAAAGGAGAGUUCAUUCCAAGCACGGGUGACAACAUCCUCCCUGUGUCGCAAAGAAGCACUUAACCUCGCAAAUGAAUCCUUUUAUCAAAUCCGCUGUUUAGGAGCAACCUACACUUCCGCCUCCGAUAUAAAGUCCAACAAAACAAUGAAAGAUGAAACUCGUCUCAGUUUUAAUAAGUGCACACACCGGCGCGCGCGUGCUGGUGCGAAGAGGCAGGCGAGGAGAAGAAAAAGAAAAGGGGCCACGUAUGACAGUGUGACCGCUCCCCAAUAAAUCAUCCGCUUUCCACCGCUCAUUAUCUCCCAGACUGUCCUUUGUUUUACUUUUUUCUUUGCCGCCACCUCCCUCAGCCCCUGUCAUCCUUCGGAAUUGAGCACGUGGAUGUUGCUCGCUCUGAGCCUCACUGUAGGGUGAUUUCUGCAAUUGUUCAAAGCCACAGUAUUACUUUUCAAUGUGCAUGUAUAAGCAAAAGCUGUUAAAAUUGUUUCCUUAUGUUUGAAUCAUUACUGUCACAUUUUACUAUUUGAUUUUGCCUCCUCUUUUUUUUUCGCCGCUUCUCAGCAUAACCUAUCGGCACCAGCUACAAUGGAACGACAACGUUCCACCAGUUUGGAAAAUAUUGCAUAUCGAGAAAUAAAUUUUUCCCAUGGAA